AACGCCUGUUACAUUUUGCAUGACCCUUCAAUCAAGAUGGCUGCAUAUGGUCUAUCUGCGAUGCGAUCUUUAGCAAGAUGUCGAUCUUUUCAAGCGUAUUGUGCAUUUUCCACGGGUUUAACGUCUCGUGCGUCAGUUGCUGUGGUUAGUACAAUGAAUUUUGAAUUUUGAAAGAAUCAUAAACUUUCCAUCUGUUUUGCAAAUUGAUUUCGGGUUACCAUGCAUAAUGUCUGCUCAGUUUUAGAUCUGUGACAUACUCAGCUGGAUCUUGUGUGCUACAUUUAUUUUCUUACCACAACUUGGAUUCUAUUUGUUUUUUAUGAUAAAAAGAAAAAUGUUGAUGGUGAGGCAUCUGUGCAUAUGUACUCCACUAAAUCAUUAAUAAGAACCAAUAAAAAUGUAUGCAUAAUUCAACUUAUUAUAUAUUCAGUUAUAGAUCACGGAUGACAAACUCUUUUUCAAGAAAAAAUUUACUGUUUCAUGCAUUUUAUAGGUGCUAUCUGGGAAUGGAGUUUUUGAUGGUGCAGAAGUUCAUGAGGCUUCAGCGUAAGUCUUCUGCUAUGUAUUAGAGAAUAAUGUAAAUUUUCCCUGAAGAUCAAUAAUCUGCAUCAAAAGUAGCUGGCAAAUCUCAUUUGAACAGUUCUAUUUAUCAUUUAUGUGUUGCAUAACACCACUGUUGACUUAUUUUCAAUACCAUGCCAUGAAUCAUUGAAUAACACCACUGUUGUUAUUAUUAACACCAUGCCAUGAAUCAUUGAUCUAAACCCUCUCUUACCCAUUCAAGGUUGCCUGUAUGUAACUUCUGUAAGAGUUCCUGGAAUCACAAUCCAAUAUUUUUGGGAGGGAGGGGAUGAAUAGGUUAACUUACUUGAGGGCAAAAGAGAUAACAUGAAAGUACUGGGGGGGGGGUCCAAAAGGUCAAUGUGUCACCAAUUUGUUGCCGAUUGUAGAUAAUUUACGUAUUAGACCAUUUUUGAAUAUGAAUAAUUUUAGGUAUAAUAUAUAUUAAAUAUAUAAAGCCAAUCUAUGCUGUAAACCACCGACCAGCUUACUGCGCAAUUAUAACCUUACCAUAUUCAUGAAAUCUAACCCAUAGAUUUGUACCAUUUUGAAAUCUCUUGAAAACCCUGGGUUGUUUAGUUGUCAUAGUUAUUAUGUAACAAUAAAGGUUAGGUGCAAUAUUGUCAGGGCAUUUUUGGAAUGGCUAAAUUGGAGGUAAACUCUGUUGUUUCAAUUCUGUCCUGUACUUGGUUUGGUGGUCUGGGUGGCCCAAGUUUUUGUAGAUGUACUGUUCCAGGUGAUUUAAUACAAUAUUUUCUCUCUCUCUCUCUCUUAACAUAAGGGUACUGGUCCACCUGAGCCAAGCUGGGGCUGAUGUGAGCAUGUAUGCACCAGAUAUUCCACAGAUGCAUGUAUUGAAUCAUGCUAAGGGAGAAGUAAUGGAGAAUGAGACACGGUAACGGAUUACUAACUUAUCACAUGAUUGUGAUAAGAGAAGAAUAUUGAAUAAAGAAGGGAAGAGAAAAUAAGUUGGAGAAAUUGUUUCACAAAUAAAUUUUUCAAAAGGCAUAUGGUAACAUAUCAGUUCUUGAGAUAGCUUUUGAUAAAUUUAUUUUGACAGUUUGUAUCAAAUCUUAAUAUUUGCACCAGUUGGUUGAUUCAAGUUGAUAUGUAGUUUCCCCAGCUUUUUGGCUUUUUGUUGUUAAAAUUUUCUUGUUUGGACGUCUUUCCAAGAACAGUUAAAUUUAACCAAUAAAAACUCAGGAUAUCUCCUCAGUCUUGGUAGAAUCAAUGUAUUAUUCUAAAUUAUGGGUGAUGUAAAGGAACCAGAAAAGGAAUUAAGACUGAAAGUGCUUUGUAUUGAUCAGUUUCAGUAAGCAUCACUUGUUAGCUUUUUAUAAACCCCUUCAAUCCCAAGAACUUAAUAGUAAUUCUCCUUACCAUCUGUCAUACAAUUCUUAUGAUGUAAGUUUGGAGAAUUUGGUAUCGAAUCAACUUAUAUUCCCCUAGUUGAUAUUUUUCUUUAUUCCUAUCACUUGUCUACUUGAUAUAGUAUUGAUACUGUAAGGGGAAAUUGUGUCUUGAUCAUCAAUGGGAGUUAAAGGGUUAAUAGCUUAAUGACAAUUUUUGAUUUCAGGAAUGUUUUGGUUGAGUCUGCCAGAAUAGCUAGAGGGAAGAUCACUCCUCUUGCCAAUCUCGAUGCUGCUUCCCAUGAUGCUGUUAUUUUUCCAGGAGGAUUUGGAGCAGCAAAGAAUUUGUAAGUCCAGAGACUGAUGAUUAUAGAUUUUUCAUAUUUUUCACUGCAACAUCCGGAGGAAAAGAUUCAUGAGAUGAAUUCCAUUUUUUAUUUAAAACAAAUAUUCAAAGGUAAUAUUUUAUUAACAAAUCACCUAAGAAGCUCUGAUUGUUAAAUGAGUUCUCCUUGUCAUUAACAAAGGAAAUGUCUAGUGAAGCAUAAGGAGAGUAUGGAGUUGUAAGCUAACUAUUAGGGUGCUGAAGCUCCUAGGUGGGAAAGAUGUUUUAUAAUAAUUAACUUAUAUUAGUAGUAAUGAUAAUUAAUUUUUAUUUUUGAACAAAACAGAUAAUAUGCAGUGUUUGUAUUUUUAUCAGGAGUUCCUUUGCUGUGGAUGGUGCAGGCUGCACAGUUAAUGAAGAAGUUGCAAAAUGUAUCAAUGAUUUUCAUGCUGCCAAAAAACCUAUUGGGUGAGAGCACAACUGAAUUGUGUACAUUAUAUUUUUUAUUCUAUUCUGAUCUCACAUCAGUAGGAGAGGUCAGUUCUUGUGGCCUGAUGGCUGUCUCAGAUUUAUGACAUGUUAUGCUCUAACUCUGUAUAACAGGGUAAAUUAGUAUUAUCAGCUGAGUUGAUAAUGUAAAUUGGCCACCAUAAAGAGUCUAAAAGCUGACAUUUUGAGCAUUAGCCCUUCGUCAAUUGCUCUGGGGAAGGGCUUGAAACAUCAGCUUUUAGACUCUUUAUGGUGGCCAAUUUACAUUAUCAACUCAGUUGAUAAUACUAAUUUACCCUGUUAUACCCUCCCACCGAAGCAGCACCACAGUUUCUUUAGAAACUUACCCCCUUUAUCCAGCUCUGUAUGCAUAGCUUCCAACAUGUGGCUGGAUCAGUAGCUCAGUUGGUAGUAACACCCAACUAGUAUCAGGAAGGCACAGGUUCAAAUCCUGUUGAGGCCAGAAUUUUUUCAGGCUUCUUUUCUGCAGUUGCUUAAAUUGCAGCUCACCUGUGACAAUCAUGGCUUUAUUUCAUUUCAAUCUGCAGGUCAAUGACAUUUAUUUCAUUUUAAAUUUAAUGUAUAUGUCUUAUAUGAUGUAAUACUAAAGAUUCUCUCCAUUUGACCAAAUGUCAGAAAUGUUCUAAAACGAAUAACCAAAUAAUUUUACAGCAAAAGAGCACCAUUUCUAACCUAAUUUUACUUUAAAUAAAACUUGACUUGUUCCUGCAUUCCUUAAGAUCAAUAGUACAAUUUUGUGCCAAAGAUGCAAAGCAACCAAAACAACAAUUGCAUAUCAAAAAUGUUGUCAUCUUGUUUCAUUUCAGUCUUUGUUGCAUUUCUCCAGUGUUGGCAGCCAAGGUUAGUUUAGUCCCUAAAACAUUGUUAUAUUUAAAAUUAAUUUCAACAAUUUUGCAUUGCUUUUUGUAAAUUCUAAUCUCCUUUUAGAUAAAAAAAAAAAAUUGAUCGAAGUAAGUUGGCAGGUUCGUUACAUCUCUUAAAAUUGAUAUCUAACAUGGAAUUUAUUUAUGUCAGCUCAUCCCGGGUGUUGAGAUAACAGUAGGACAGGACAAGGACGAUGGAGGCCGCUGGCCAUAUGCGGGUACUGCAGAUGCUGUGCAACAGAUGGGAGCAAAACACAUAAACAAAAAUGUCGACAUAUCCUUUUAAAUUGUGUUGCUUUGGUUCUAAUCCUAGGGUGAUGCGUCUAACAAUGCAACAAAAAGAGAAUGUGCGAGUCAAUAAUGUCACAAUCAAAUCCCAAACGGUGUGCGAGACUCGGUUACUAACGUAAUCAUCAGACACAUGACAAAGUGUGCAUGUCGCUCAGGUGACAACAAAACGUUAAGCAGAGAGUGCGAGUCAUCAAACUAACAGUCAGACAAUCGCUCUGACGAAGGGCUAACACUCGAAAAGUCAGCUUUCAGACUCCUUACGGUGGCCAAUUUACUUCAUUAACUCAGUUGAUAAUACUAAAUUACCUUGUUAUACUCUCUCACCGACGCAGCGCCACAGUUUUUUUGGAAAGUUACUCCCUUUUAAAAAUCAAACAGAUAAGCUCAACCUAACUAUCCGAUAAAAAGACAGAAUGCGCGAGUUACGCACCAAACAAUCAAACAGAAAACGCGACUUACACUGUACCAACGUAACAAUCAAACAGAAGCAGAGUGCACGAAUUAACUACAUAACAAUCACACAGAAGAAAGAAUGCACUAGUUACAAACGUAACAAUAACACGGCAAUCGAAGCAAUUAAUCAAAAAAUAGUAUGCGCGAGUCACUCACGUAACAAUCAAACAGGAAACAGAGUGCAGAUUACUUACGAGACAAUUACACAGAAACAGAAUGCACGAUUAACAAGCGUAACAAUCACACAUAAAACAGAAUGUGCAAGUUACAAAAGUAACUAUCACACGGAAAAGAGAAUGCGCGAGUUACAGACGUAGCUAUCAUAUACCAUACGGAAUGCGCAAGGAGCAAAGGUAACAAUCACACAGAAGAGAAUGUGCUAGUUACCAACAUAACAAUCACAGAAAAUAGAAUGUGCCAGUCACACAGAAAACAGAACGUGCGAGUUAGCAAUGUAACAAUCACACAGAAACAGAAUGUGCUAGUUAUUAGCGUAAUAAUCACACAGAAAACAGAAUGCACGUUACCAACGUAACAAUCACACACAAAACAGAAUGCACGAGUUACCAACGUUACAAUCACACAGAAAACAGAGUGUGCUAGUUACUAGAGUAAUAAUCACACAGAAAACAGAAUGUGCUAGUUACCAGCGCAACAAUUGUACGAGUUACCAACUUAACAAUGACACAGAAAACAGAUUGCGCUAUUUACAACGUAAAGGUAGUGACCAACGUAACGAUCGCACUGAAAAAAGAAUUUGCGAGUUACCAACGUAACAAUCAUAUACAAAACAGAUCGCGUAAGUUACAACGUAACAAUCAUACGCAAAACAGAUUGCGCGCGGAAUCAACGUAACAAUCUCACAGCAGUCGAAGCAAUCAAACAAAAGUCACACGCGUACGUAACAGUCAAACAGAAAACAGAAUGCGCGAGUGACUAUCACACACGGAAGGGUGCGAGAUUUGCCUAUGUAACUAUUUGUAACUCAAAACGGAAUGUACCCGUCACUAUCGUGGCAAUCAUAGAGAAAACAGAGGGCAACGUGCGCCAGCCAUAAACUUUAAAAUCAAACAUCAGAACAGAGUCUAGGAGUAACUAACGUAACUAUGAAACACGGAACAGAGUGAGCGACUCAAUGGAAGUCAGUGAAUAACACCGUAAACACUGUUUCAGUCUGCCAUCAUCACGGUAUCAGAAAUGCCCUGUUUGAUUUAAGAAAUUUCCAUAUAAAUCUUUCUACAUAAUAACGAGUGUUAACGUACGUGAUUUUAAUGAGGUUCUUAUUUUGAAACAGUCUAGCUCUGUUCUUUACUAAUCAUUCUCAAGCAGAAAGGGUUUAAAAAAGUUAAGAUAACCCGGCGAAAAAGGGAUUAUUAUUUGUUCAGAUUGAAGUAAUUUAAAAUAUUUGUAAGCGUACUUUACAUAAACAAUGGACCACAACAGUCAUAAGGAUGUUUAGAUUCCUCAUUUUUUGCUGCACCGAGAUUGAAGGUGUUGGUGCUUUUCCUUAACUGCUUGCACGAAAUUCAUGUGGACCAACAGAACAAAGUUGUUACAACCCCAGCAUUCAUGUGUGAGACAAAAGUUCAUGAGAUACACGAUGGUAUCGGCAAGAUGAUAGAGGCGAUCGUGAAGAUGUUUUAA
This is a messenger RNA of Pocillopora meandrina, 5996 nucleotides long. Lineage: Eukaryota; Metazoa; Cnidaria; Anthozoa; Scleractinia; Pocilloporidae. The record is from the annotation of a GenBank genome assembly.